AUGCAGUCAGGGAACAGUGACGACGGAACGGCAUGGCACUCGCCUGAGCGCCUCCGUCGGAAGUGGCGUGCCGGCACGUAUGCAUACACGCAUGGGAAUAUACCCGUCGCGAGUCAUGCGAAGAAUGAGAAGAUCGACAAAUGCGGUCAGCCCAAUCUGGUUGGUCUGGCAUCUGCGAGGAAGAGCGGAUGCCAACAAGAGCACGUUCGGGACCCCCUAUGA
Molecule: messenger RNA, 222 nt
Organism: Fulvia fulva
Lineage: Eukaryota; Fungi; Ascomycota; Dothideomycetes; Mycosphaerellales; Mycosphaerellaceae
Exons: 2
Coding region: 1-222 (73 amino acids)
Source: RefSeq, a predicted model, not a curated record